Magallana angulata is the source of this 904-nucleotide messenger RNA. RefSeq names its product perlucin-like protein. The record is from RefSeq and is a predicted model, not a curated record. Lineage: Eukaryota; Metazoa; Mollusca; Bivalvia; Ostreida; Ostreidae. Bases 130 to 777 code for a protein of 215 amino acids. The transcript is spliced from 7 exons.
AUACCGGUAGUAAUACAUCGUCCAAGGACCAUGUUAUAAUAUCGUAAUCUCAACCUUAGUUAUAUAGCUAUACAGUGGACGUCGGACUACGGAUGUGAGCCUUCAAAUAUAAAGACAGAGCAACAGGAAAUGGGCCAUCGACCAAGGGUCCUGGUGAUGCUUGUUGUGUGCCAGUUAGUGGUGACCCAGUUUUUGGUGGAGACCGACACUUCCGCUGUGGCGUCCUUAGUUACGGCAGCGUCCCUAGUACCCCUGAUCACGUCUCUUUUCGAUAAUGAGGUGGAUCCAGACCUUUCCAGGGCCGCUCUAGCGACCUGUGCCCUGUAUGCCAGCCUGCAAAGACCAGUGACUACAGCCUCCUCCUGCCCCGCCACUACAUGUCCCAAUGGGUGGACACGGUACCAAACCUCUUGUUACCUGGUGGUUACCUACGAACUCGAAACCUGGUCUGGAGCACAGGCAAAAUGCGUCGCGGAAAAUUCUGGUUUAGUCGAAAUUGAAACAGAAGCGGAAAAUAACUUUCUAAAGGAUGUUGCCGCAAAAACCUUCUUAAAUGGACAGUUUUGGACCGGUGGGAACGACAUUGAUGUUGAGGGUCAAUGGCGCUGGGUGACGUCAGGAAACCCCUUCACAUUCACGGACUGGGGGCCGGGAGAGCCCAAUGACACGGGGGGAAACGAGGACUGUAUGCUUCUCUUAUCUAAUACUGGCUACACAUGGAACGAUUUGCCAUGUUCGACAAACUCACUCUACAUCUGCGAAAAACCUGCGACGUGAAAGGUUUUAGUAUCCGUGUUACCUUUGGUGGAAAGCAUGGAAUUUAAAGAAAAUCAACUAUUUUAGCAAAUUUCUGUUGUUACAUUAGUUCUUUUUCAAGUUUGUGACUUUCAUACUGAUACAAAAU